AUGGCCUUCUCCGCCCAUGAGCUUCUUCUCGGUUUUCAUCCAGACGCACCCCAAAUUGUUAGGUUCAAUAGUAUACGUUCGGCUUCUGGUUCCUACGCUGAAUGCGCAGUUGCUGAGACACAAACUCGACUUCUUGAACAGUUACUUGAUGGUUAUAAUAGAAUGAUAUUACCUAUGAACCAAAGUACGAACCCGAUAAUAGUGACGAUGGGACUCAGUUUCUACCAAGUAGUGGAUGUGGAAUGGUCAGACCACCGUUUAAAGUGGGACCCUGACAAAUACGACAAUACAAAAUAUCUUCGCAUUCCUGAAAAUGUUAUAUGGAUUCCGGAUAUUUAUAAUUUUAAUGGAGUGGGCGACGAUUCUAGUCGGUUCGCCGGUAAUGCGCUGGUUAAAUACGACGGAAAGAUUUACGUGGAAGAAGCCCGUAUCCUAAAAACCAUGUGUCGAAUGGAUAUGACGUAUUUCCCAUACGAUAUACACCGUUGUAACAUAAAAUUUGGUUCCUGGUCUUAUACCGAAGAUUUACUCACGAUGAAAAUCGGGAAUGAUAUCGAUUUCCAUGAUUUCAUGAAGAAUGGCGAGUGGGAACUCCUAGACGUGUCUUCCCAUACGAAUCCACAUGAGGUGACAAACUACGACGGGAAGACGUUUACGGACGUGGUGUUUUCUUUGGUGUUCCGCCGAAAGUCAUCUUUUUUCACGGUGAACUUUGUAGCUCCAUCAGUGAUUGUCUCACUGCUGACUAUUCUGUCGUUCUGCUUGCCGCCUAACAACCCAGAAAAGGUGAAUCUGUGCGUUACUAUUGUACUGGGACUGAUCGUCUUCACAUUGGUGCUGGUCAACGUUAUUCCACAAACUGCCCACUCCAUAACGGCUCACUACCUGCUUUUCAGUGUCGUAGCAACAGCCCUAGCCGCCCUGGCCAGCACAUUCACCGUAAAUGUAUGCCACAUGGGAAGAAAGAUUGACGGGCUCACCGUACCGCGUCCAGUCCCAAAGUGGGCGAGGAAAUUAUUAAUCAACACACUUUCUCGCUGUCUGUGUAUGAAAAAGCCCCCGGGUUUGAAUCAUGACUCGUCUAUAAAGGCUAGCUACACGCCAAGUGAGCGAUGCGACCGUGAGGAAGUGACACAGCUGGCUGAUACGGACAUUCGUAAAGCGAAUGGUGAUAGACCUAAUGACGUAUGCAGAUGA
Messenger RNA from Saccoglossus kowalevskii, 1197 nucleotides. Its product is annotated as neuronal acetylcholine receptor subunit alpha-6-like. The record is from RefSeq and is a predicted model, not a curated record. Gene Ontology annotation, biological process: monoatomic ion transmembrane transport. Gene Ontology annotation, cellular component: postsynaptic membrane. NCBI's taxonomy places the organism in Eukaryota, Metazoa, Hemichordata, Enteropneusta, Harrimaniidae. Gene Ontology annotation, molecular function: transmembrane signaling receptor activity; acetylcholine-gated monoatomic cation-selective channel activity.